Messenger RNA from Cricetulus griseus (Chinese hamster), 327 nucleotides. NCBI's taxonomy places the organism in Eukaryota, Metazoa, Chordata, Mammalia, Rodentia, Cricetidae. The record is from RefSeq and is a predicted model, not a curated record.
AUGAGUCGGCCCAGCCGGCUGCGGAGGCAAGUUUUGAGUCUGCAUCUGGAGCUACUGCGCGCCGGGAGGGGGAAACCCGGUGCCGAGAGAGUUCCGGCUGCAAGCCAUCCUUCUGCGCUUCGACUUGCUGCGUACAGCAAGUACAGCCCGGGGGAAGGGGGGGAGCGCCAGCUGCAGCUGCUGCGUUCCAGCCACGCCAAGGCCAUGGGCCCGCGGGGCCGGACUGAGGACACCGGCAACACGGCAACCCCAGGCACCAUGCUGGGCGAUGGCGAUGGCCCAAAGAGUCCUUGUGAAGGCACAGAGGCACGGGAGACGCAAUCCUAG